AUGAUGAGCAACUCCAGGAGUUGGAUGGAACAGCUGGCAGAGUACGUCAAUAACAGAGAGCAUCUUUAUGAAGGGAAAAAUGUGCACAUUCACGGUAUCGUUGUGGAUAAUUUUUGUAUUGAUUUUAGAUUCGACUUUGGCCGUUGGUCACUUUCUGGCUGCCAGGUAUCACGAGGUUCGUGCCAAUGUGCAUUUGAUUUGCGACGACACACCUAAGAAUAGGAAGAAGAUCAGAGGAGAGGUAUGGGUAGUUUAAAUACGGUUUUACUUGAGGUUUUCAAUCAUGGAUAACAUAUUUUUUGGACAAGUUGAGUGUGUUUAGUUUUUAGGUGCCUUAUCAGCUCAGCUUUACCUCCAGACAACUCGACUUCAGCCCGGACGUCCACAUUUUAAUCGUAGUUGUGCCACUUUUAAGCGAAAUUGACGAUACCGAAAUUGGAACUACGAUAACCGAAGCCUGCAUAAACAUAAUUAAAAAGUAAGAUGGAAGGCUCCAAUUUUGGGUACUAUACUUUAUGUGUUUUCAGUACUGCUAAUCUUUUGAGUGUUUUUGAAAGCAAAUUGUUCGAAAAUCAAGGAAUGUUUGCUCUGGUCGGCCCUUCUCACUCAAAAGAAGGCAAAACAAGUGAUCCGCUCUACAAUCACACUUCAAUUUUGGUGAAUCAGCUGACGGAUUCCUUAUCUCAUCGACAGGGAAUUCACCGGAGCAAGGGAUCAGAUGUGAUCUUCAAAUAUGUUCAGUAAGUACCUACUACGAUUUUUAGACUGUUACCCCCGAGGUUUUAUCUCUAAUUGCAAAUUAAACUAUUUCAGACGUCCGUGUGUCCUGGACGACACUGAAAACAUAACUACUGAAGAAGAACGCAUCGCAUUAAUCUUCGCCCAAUUGGAUGAUAUAUUCGAACCACCCUGGCCUGUUGCCGCUGCGAAUGUUGAGACUAAUCCAACAGGCCAGAAGAAACUUCAUCUCGAUCUGAGUGUUGAGGAUCUGUUUGGUUGA
Molecule: messenger RNA, 1000 nt
Organism: Bursaphelenchus xylophilus (pine wood nematode)
Lineage: Eukaryota; Metazoa; Nematoda; Chromadorea; Rhabditida; Aphelenchoididae
Source: the annotation of a GenBank genome assembly